AUGACUUCAAUUCAAAGUUAAACACGUACACGUAUAUUUGAAUCAGAUUCUGAAACUAAUACAAAAAAAAGACCCAUUACUCCAUCAUCAUAAUCAUAACUAUUUAAGGACAAUUAAAAAAUUCAUCAUCUUACACAUAAUACAUAAUUUAAUACACCUAUAGUUUAAUGUCAUUACCAUCCUGAUUACCGAUUAAAUUAUACAAAACUUUUGUAAACAUCUGUAUCAUUAGUAUAAUUAUUUCUAAGUGAUUAUUUAUUACCUUUAUGUCCUUAAUGUGUAACCAUUCAUUAAGAAGAUCAUAAUAAUUUAUAUUAACCAAUCAACCUUUCAUCAUCUUAAUACCUGUUUAACAGAACAAUAUACUUAAUAUUUAUAUAUUUUCUUAUUUUUUAAUACAAACUAUUUCAACUAAAAAUAUUCUUAAAUCUAUCAUUAAAUAAAAUUGUUGAUAUAUGCAAUCUAUUGGCAAAAGAUAUACAAAAUGUAACUGAACUUAAAACAUUUAUUAAUGAACAUUAUAAAAAUCAAAAAAUUAGAUUUCAUGAAGCUAAAAAUCUCUAUAUUAAUUAAUUGAUCAAAAUUUUUAAAAUUACUCAAUUAACUUAAUUUAUAUCAUCGAUUAGUAUAUGA
Molecule: messenger RNA, 633 nt
Organism: Paramecium sonneborni
Lineage: Eukaryota; Ciliophora; Oligohymenophorea; Peniculida; Parameciidae
Source: the annotation of a GenBank genome assembly